Messenger RNA from Entelurus aequoreus (snake pipefish), 4631 nucleotides. RefSeq lists its product as uncharacterized. NCBI's taxonomy places the organism in Eukaryota, Metazoa, Chordata, Actinopteri, Syngnathiformes, Syngnathidae. Gene Ontology annotation, molecular function: mRNA 3'-UTR binding. The transcript is spliced from 15 exons. Gene Ontology annotation, cellular component: cytosol; cytoplasmic stress granule. The coding region runs from base 94 to 3738 and encodes 1214 amino acids. The record is from RefSeq and is a predicted model, not a curated record. Gene Ontology annotation, biological process: positive regulation of translation.
CGUCAGUCAACUGCACAUGCGCAACGAAAUGACAACAAUUAACCCACGGGAAACCGCGCAGCCGCCUCGUCACUUGGAAGAGUUUCACAAAAGAUGGGCUGCUGCUUUAGCAAGGAGGCCGGGCCGGGCCAGACCACCGAGACCAGCAGCCUGCUGCACCCCCCCACCCAGGACGGCCUCCACGAGUCCUUGGAGCAAGUGAGGCAACAGGCUGUGGCCAUGGCUCAGCAUGUGUGCCUGGAGGAGGAAGAAUCCGAGUCGGCCCAGCGGAACCCCCCCGACUACGACCAAGGUCAUCCAGAACUUGACAGAAAAGCGCGUGUGAUUGUUCGCGAGAAGAACCACCGAGCAGCGGUCUCUCACGAGGAGGAUGUGGCUAUUCUUAUCUCGGCCGGCACAAGCGUACAAGCGGACCCGGGAUCUGAAGCAGGCCUGACCCACUCCCCCGCGCACAGCUGUGACCCGGCUCCCUAUAUGGAGGUGCUCAGCCAGAGUCCGGCCAAACAGAACAUUGUGCAGAACGCCACACUCCGAGCAUUGUGGUUCACUCAGAACCACGAGGGCCAGAAGCUCCCUAAGCCUGAAGGAUUUUGGUCCGCUCCAGUCGACGCUGACACUGGGGUCCCGAACUCGGCUCAACAGGUAUCCCUCAGAACCGAGGAUGGCGAGGAAAGCUGUAUUGUCACUACAACACUGGGUCAGGACUUUCAAACGAGGACCCAGGGGUUCUACAGCAUCUGCUCAAUUGAUGACCUGGACCAUGAAGACCCCAGUCGACCUCGAAUGUCUGCUUCACGGACCUCCUCACCUAUCCCUCUUGUAUCUGACCCACUAUGCCUCAGCGGCGGUUCUGGAAAGCUCCCGGAUGCUCAUGUUAGUGACCCACCACCACCAAGUAAGACCUCUGAAGGUGAUCCGUCAACGAUGAAGCUUUCGGACCCUUCAAAGGUUCAAACCUUAAAAGAAGAACCUGUCACUUUCCAGGAGAGCCUAGUGGACUCUGUCCAACGUUCAGAACCAACCAGUGAAAGUCCCAAAGAAGUCCAUUCCAGUGACAUCCCAGAGCAGCACAACGUGGAGGACCUCUCAUCACUGCAAGGUGGAGUUUUCAGUGCAAGUCCAAGUGGGCAAGAUGAUGUCGUCCACAGCAGCUCGGCUCUCGCUGAAGUAUCCUCUCUCUGGACCGUCUCCACACCGCCUCUUGAAGACCCCAGUUGCCCUCGAACGUCUGCUUCCCGGACCUCCUCACCUAUCCCUCUUGUAUCUGACCCACUACGCCUCAGCGGCGGUUCUGGAAAGCUCCCGGACGCUCAUGUUAGUGACCCACCCCCACCAAGUAAGACCUCUGAAGGUGAUCCGUCAACGGUGAAGCUUUCGGACCCUUCAAAGGUUCAAACCUUAAAAGAAGAACCUGUCACUUUCCAGGAGAGCCUAGUGGACUCUGUCCAACGUUCAAAACCAACCAGUGAAAGUCCCAAAGAAGUCCAUUCCAGUGACAUCCCAGAGCAGCACAACGAGGAUGACCUCUCAUCACUGCAAGGUGGAGUUUUCAGUGCAAGUCCAAGUGGGCAAGAUGAUGUCGUCCACAGCAGCUCGGUUCUCGCUGAAGUAUCCUCUCUCUGGACCGUCUCCACACCGCCUCUUGAACUAACUGCUUCGUCCCACCACAGCGCUCUGACCACGUCCCCCUGGGGUCCCGUGUCCACAUCUGAAGAACCUGAUGAAGAUGUGAGUGUACCAAUCAGUUCACCUGUUCAAGUCCAGGUCACCUCAGAGAGUUCUGGACCACGUCAUGGGUCGGAACAAUCAAGCCCUUGUGAAUGCCCGAGCAUGUUUUCCACAUCCGUGGAGGAGACCGGCAUGAAGGUAGAAGGUCCACAGCAAGAGAGUCCUCAAGAAGAACUUGCAAAUGGACCUUUGUGUGAUGGAGAGGACAUGAUGACUUCUGACACUGAUAUCGUCCAAGUGGACACCUGUGCAUGUUCAAACGGAACAGGUGUUCUGGAUGAGGUUUCCACCCAGCAGCGAGGCCGCGGCUUCCUAGUGGAGCCGCACCAGCUGGACAUUUAUGCCUCCACCCCCUCCUAUGAAAUUCCCUUCCUGGGUCAGGAGGUACCGGCGCCCGCCGAGGAAGGCGAGUGCGAAGGUGGGAUGAGGGAGAUGGUGUCGGACCUGCUGGGAGAGGACUCCGACCCCUCCGGGUGCCACCUGGAUCCCGAGUCCUGGAUCAGGCCCGCUGUGGAGGGCGAAUGCGAAGGAUGGGCCAAAGGGGCGCCGCCAAGCCAGGGAGGGAUGGGUGCAGAGGUUCUGUUGGGAGCGUUCCCAUACGGCGCCAUGAUUCCUCCGGUGCCGUGUGAGUGGGCGUGGCACACAGGGAACUCUCCAGCUACCCUGAACCCGGAUGCUGAGGUGUGGACCGGAUGCGACUACAAGUUCCUGCAGGCUCCGGAGCCAUGGAUGCUCCUCCCUCCCCAGCAGACGUUACUUCAAGUAGGCGACACCAGCCUGGCUCAGAUUGACGCGUGUCCCGUAGUGGCGGAGAACCACAUCCAACCAGAGCCCGACACAGAUGCUCUGAUGGAACAGCUGAGGUCUGUGUUGGAGUUCUGUCUCAGCAGGGAGCACCUGGCCAAAGACUUGUACCUUCAGUCUCAGAUGGAUGACGACCAGUACGUCUCCAUAGCAACCUUGGCCGGCCUGGACGCCGUCAAGCACAUAAGUGCGGACCUUCAGCUUAUCACGGAUGUUGUCAAAACGCUGCCGCAUGUUCAGAUGGCGCCUUGCGGACUGAAAGUGCGACCGAGUCAAAGUCAGUACGUCCUCAUCCUGCGCGAGAUCCCCAGCACCACAUCCCGCGAGGAAGUAGAAGCACUCUUCCGUGACGAAAACCUGCCCAAGUUCCUCAGCUGUGAGUUUGUCAGCAGCGACAACUGGUUCGUCACCUUUAGGUCGGAGGCCGACGCCCACCAGGCUUUCAAGUACCUGCGAGAGGAGGUGCAGGUGUUUCAGGGGAAACCCAUCAUGGUGAGGAUGAAGGCCAAAACCACAAUGUUCACUUCCCGUGCGCCCGCCAACGGCUACAGCCCGGCCCAGGUCAACAUCAUGGGCGAUCAAUCUUUUCUGCCCCCGGCCGCCUACCAGCAGAUGUACGAUUUUGCCUACCCCGCCUGGUCCGAUUCGGCAUACUCCGAUGGUGCUGAGCCGCCUGAACUCAAUGACGCUCUGAAUGGGUUCCCAGCAGCUCCUCGCUUCAAGCCUCACGUCCCACGCAGGAACGGCAGGAGGGGCGCAAGGACGUCCAGUUUGGAUCAACUCACAAAUCAGCACUCCUUACACCCAGCGGAGCAGACCUCAGAAGAACGCUCCUCCUUCUCGAGGUCGGGUCGGGGUUGGUCGAACUCUCGAGGAAAUGCGUCUCAUCAUAACAGAAGGUCUUUAAAUGGAAACCGGGGGAGAAGAGAGAACCCACGUUCGGGUGCAAAAACGUUGCGUCACAAAACCUCAUCGCCUCCCCGCCAGCCGUCCCCCAUCGAGCUCGGCGUCUCAAACUUUCCUCCGCUCGGUGUGCAGAAGAAUAGCGAGCCAGCGGAACCUACAUCCAGCAGCCCCCAGGAGAUCCCCAGUGAGCCCCUUAAGAAGCUGAGCUACGCCGCGAUCUGCCAGAGGUCUUCGUCCGACGGGUCAGCGCUGCCUGCUGAAUCAGCCUCAGAAUCUCCCUCUGCCCCUUUGUCACAGUAAUUAUGUGGGAGAGGGGACACGUUGCUGCUGAAACAUGCAUCAUCUUGAUGAAUACAGGUUAUGUAUUUGGAACAGAUGAUAAUCAGAUGUUUUGUAUUAUUACUGCAACAGCAUAUUGUAUUGCAGUAUUACAAUAUACACAAAGCAUUUUUUUAUGCUUAUGGAUCUGUCAUUGGUCUAUCAAUCUAUCUUAACCACAAAAUGUUUUGUAUACAGUCAUCCCACGUUUAUGGCUCUUAAUUGGUUCCAGCCAUGACCACGAUAAAUGUAUUCCCAGAAUUAUAAAUCUGAUAUUUUCAUAGCAAGCAUCAAACACCUACUUAUGACUUUUUAGAUACAUUUUCCAACAUUGUGAGAGCCCUCUGGACAUGAAAUGACACCCGUUAGUCACCUUUACAGGCUUUUAAUCCAAAAUAGUAAUGCUGUUUGAGGCUGAGCCAAUCAGUGGCCAUCAACUAAACAGCGCGCUCUGUUUGGGUUGGUCUACUUUAGUGGCCAAUACUACUGUAGUAUUGAAAAUGUUUUUAAAUUAUUUAGCCUAAUGAUUGCAAACGCUUAAUUUAGGACCGACUAAUUGUACAAUAUGCCUUAAAAAUAAAAUCUCCCUCCAAAAAAUAUGCAAUGUUUUGUAGCCGCAAUAUUGUAUAUUGUACCAAAUCAAAGAAUGCGGGGGCCAGUUUGGUAUUUUUCACCUUUAAAUGCUUUACAAUGCAUAUUUUAAUUUAAAGAACUAAAACAUGCAAUUUCAGUAAAGGUUUCGUGUGGAUGCUGAUGAGCCAAAGCCAAACUGAAAUGCUAACAGUUUGCACGCUUGCUAGAUAACGUCAAUUAACAAAAAAUGUUAGCAAAAUGAGCUAAAACGAUAGCAAGCUUACAGUUAGCAUUAACGAAAG